UGGCAUAGCAGGAGAUGUUACUGCUACUGAUUCACUCAUUAAUCCAGUCAGUCAGUUACAGGAGGGGUGUGUGUGUGUGUUUGUGUGGCCCAUAGUGAGGACCAAAUGUCCUGAUAAUGAUAGAAAUUCCUGACAGUUUUGACCUGGUGGCAACUUUUUGGACUUUUUUUAGUUCUCAUUAGAGGUUUCCUUGCACUCACACACACACACACACACACACACAGGCCUCCAGGUCUGUAUGACUCUCAACACACUAAAGUGCCGAUAUGAACACACAUUAUAUGCUUGGUUCUGUUGUUUAGUGUGUGUGUGUGUGUUUUCUCUGUACAGGGAGAUUGAGCCGUUUGAUCUCUUCCUCCUGUCCGGUGCACAGCAGGAGAGAGAGACACAGAGAGAGAGAGAGAGAGAGAGAGGAUGGACAGAGGGAGGAAGGGAAGGACACUCUGAGUGAACAUUUUGAUGAUGGAGGAACAAAUGCACCUUCAGCGCUACGCUAACUCUGACUCUGCUAUUACUGCUCCGUAAGAAGGACCUGAGGCUGUGAGUGUGUGUGGGAGAGAGAGAGAGAGAGAGAGUGUGUGUGUGUGUGUGUGUGUGUGAGAGAGAGAGAGAGAGAGAUGGAUCUAACACAGGAUGGUUCUGGUUGGUGUGGUGGUUGUGACAAUGAGAACAAUUCGAAUUAUUUUAAUUAUUUGGAUGACUGGACUGGACUGUCUUCAGCCUUCAGCCACUCUGAACUGGUUGCCGUGACGACUCUCUGUGUGCCACUGUUGGUACUCGGCCUGAUGGGUAAUAUUCUAACCAUCCUGGUGGUGUGGCUCCGCCCCCAGAUGAGAAGCACCACCUACUUUUACCUGAGCAGCAUGGCGGUGUCGGAUAUCAUGAUGCUGGUGCUGAUGCCCCUCGACCUGUACAAGCUGUGGUGGUACCGCCCCUGGUUUCUAGGUGACACAGUGUGUAAACUCUCUCAAUUUGUGAGCGAGUGCUGCACUUUCUCCUCCAUCCUGCACAUGACUGCGUUGGGGGCGGAGCGUUAUGUGGGCGUGUGUUUCCCACUCAGAGCCCGCCUCCUGGUGACACGGGGCCGUGUCCGUGUGCUGAUUGGUGCACUGUGGGGCGUGGCUGCCCUGAGUGCGGGCCCCGUGCUGGUGCUGGUAGGGGCGGAGCCUGUAGAAGGUAACGUGACGGAGUGCCGUGUGACUCGGUGGGCGGAGACUUCGGGCCUGAUGGUGGCCAUGUUGUGGCUCUCUAACCUGUAUUUCAUCGUCCCGCUGACGACACUCACGCUUCUCUACACGCUCAUCGCCCGCAGACUGCGCCAACGCAGACACGUCCACCGAGACCACACUCACCGCCAGACCCUGAGGAUGAUGGUGGUGAUAGUGUGUGUGUUUGUGGUGUGUUGGUUGCCCUUCCAUGUAGCUCGUACGUUGUUCUGUCUGUCUCUGAACUCCAGCGUUCAGGUUUAUUUCCUGUCUCAGUACCUGAACCUCGUUUCCUUCGUGCUGUUCUACUGCAGCGCCGCCAUCAACCCACUGCUCUACAACAUCAUGUCCUCCCGUUACCGUGACAACGUCCGCGCCCUGCUCCGCCCCCGCACCCGACCCCUGCCGGCCCCCUCCCCUUCCAGCACACACUUCUGACCAAUGAGUGUGUGUGUGUGUGUGUGUGUGUGAUGUCAUCUAAAUGGAUUCUGGGAAGAAUCUGGUACUUACCAGGAACCGAACCCCCCAGAGUACACCGCUGUGUGUAUGUGUGUGUGUUCUGUCCCCUCUGUGAGGCUCUGUCCCAGAUGCUAGUAUUUCGGCAGGUAGUGUGUGUUCAUGUGUGUGUAAUGAGGUAAAGUGUGAAGUUAAAGCUGUUAUCCAGAAAACAGCGAGCUGGAGGUCACAUGGUUUGAAGAGUACGGUGUUAAUCAGGGUAAAAUCAGUGCAGAAUGAUGAAUUGUUUAUAUAACUUCUCAGUUACUGUUAGAAUUCAUUCUCACACUAUUUUAUUAUGAAACACUAGCAUUUGGGACACACUGUGAGUCAGAAGGGAAGGAGCGGUGACUGAAAUACAGAUUUAUGAAUUUUGUUUACUCCCUCUGUGUGUUUCAGUUUUAAUAAAAGCU
Ictalurus furcatus (blue catfish) is the source of this 2113-nucleotide messenger RNA. RefSeq names its product growth hormone secretagogue receptor type 1-like. Bases 618 to 1643 code for a protein of 341 amino acids. Gene Ontology annotation, biological process: hormone-mediated signaling pathway; G protein-coupled receptor signaling pathway. Lineage: Eukaryota; Metazoa; Chordata; Actinopteri; Siluriformes; Ictaluridae. Gene Ontology annotation, molecular function: growth hormone secretagogue receptor activity. The record is from RefSeq and is a predicted model, not a curated record. Gene Ontology annotation, cellular component: plasma membrane. The transcript has 3 exons.